Molecule: messenger RNA, 568 nt
Organism: Aspergillus ochraceoroseus IBT 24754
Lineage: Eukaryota; Fungi; Ascomycota; Eurotiomycetes; Eurotiales; Aspergillaceae
Exons: 1
Source: RefSeq, a predicted model, not a curated record
UCCUUCCCCCCCCCCCCCAAUUCGAGCUCCUUCUCGAUCAACUCAACUUGCGAUUUUGACCUGCGAUUGCCGCAACAGGACUCAGGUAUGGCUUCCUUCCUCGUCGCCGUGUUUCCUGUUGUUUAUACCCCCCGUUUCCUUUGCCCUCGUCCUCUUCGUUUCUCCUCUACAAUUCUCUCGUCCCAUCUCGUUCCUAUACCAAUUCUCUAUAUCUGCUUUACGGCGCUUUUUGCUGUGCUCCAAGCAAUUUCGGCUUAUACCGUUGCUGUGCUCUCAAUUCCCCCAAUUCUCGAUCCUGUUUCGUUGGUCUUUUGCUAUUUUGGUUUCUUGUUGCCACUUCUUGUUUUGCUGUGUUUCUGUGCUUUUCGACGGACUACAGCACCUUUGUGUUCUGUCUGCUGCUUCGUGGAGUUCGGCUUUAGCUGCUACUCUUAUUUAUCUCUGAGCCCUGUAAAACAAGGAGAGAAAAAAAACAUAAAAAACAUAAAACACUACAAAAAAUUUUUGUCGAGCUUACCAGUUGUACAUUGGUUUUUUGGUUUUGUUACUGCCUUUUUUUGGAGUACUC